AAUAUUCGAUGACCACACAAGCAAUGUUGAAAUCAAAAAUCUAAGUCAAUUUUAACGAUUUUUUUCAAAUUCACUUAAAUCAACUGCACAUUAAACAAAACGGGAGAUAAUGGGUAAAGAACAGGAUCUAUUGGAAGCAUCACGAAGUGGACAUUAUCAUAUUAUUGAAAAAAUUCUUACGGCUCGAAUUAAGAAAAGUGGACCGCUUAAUUUAACAAGCCUGAGAAGAUUACCCGGUCCGAAUACAACUGAUCCCAGAAAUGGUUUUACCUGUUUACAUUAUGCUUCCCUUAAUGGUCAUAAAGACAUUGUACGGAUAUUGUUGGAACAUGGUGCCAAUCCAAAUGUAGUGGAUCAUAAUGGAUCAUCUCCAUUACAUCUAGCUUCAUGGACCGGAGAUUAUGAAAUUGUAGAUAUGUUAAUUUCGAUCAACAAUGCCGGUAAUGGAAAUAAUAGCAGUGGGAAUAAUAAUAGUCAGACCAAUGAUAACUCGGCAAAAAGGACGAUAGCGGAUAUUAAUCUCAAGAACAAAGACAAUGAAACAGCAUUACAUUCUGCCUGUCAAUACGGUCAUACUCCUGUUGUAUCGUUAUUAUUGACUCAAGGUGCUGAUCCAUUCGUACAGAAUAUCCGCCACGAAACUCCAUUAGAUUUAGCUAGUCAAUAUGGCCGUUUAGAAACAAUUGAAUUGUUGUUGAGAAUACGUUUCGAUUUGCUCAAUGAAUAUUUGCCAACAAAUAGAAACAAUAACCAGAAUUCUGUUAUACGAAGGCCACAUUCACCAUUACAUUUGGCUUCGCGAAAUGGUCAUAAAUCGAUUGUAAAAUUACUACUGGAUCUAGGAUUUGAUGUUAAUUACCUGACGGUGAAUGGAACGGCAUUACAUGAUGCUGUAUUGUGCGGUAAAAAUGAAGUUGUUCGUUUAUUACUAGAAGCAGGUACCAAUAUACAAUUAUGCAAUGAUCAUGGACAAAAAGUUACACAACUACUUGAAGGCCUAAACACGUCUGUGGCCAAACAGACAAGAAAAUUGAUUAGAGAACAUAUACAACGUAUAAAUGAUAAUAAUUUGGAUGAUGAUGAUCAAAUCAUGAACCGUACGAACGAGUUAAUUUCUCCCAUGUCCGAUUCUACAACUAGUCAUAUUAGUCAUACAAACAGCUAUGGAGGUGGGCAACUUUGUGGUGAUCAUUCACAAUCUGAAGAUCAGGAUCUAACUAUUGUCGAUUCAAUGUUACAAGAAGAUAUGAAUAUACUCUAUAAUCAUCAAGAUAAUAAUAAUCCGGAUUUCGAUGAUCUUAUAAUGGAUGAUGAAGAUGGAACCGAUAUUCAAUGCAUUUCACCACCGCCUGGCUAUACUGAUGGUGAUCAUAUGAAUGAACAUGAUGACGAUCGUCAUCAAGUUGAUCAUCUUUAUCCAUUGAGUCAUGAACAUGGCGGUCGCCUCGAUUGUAUUUCUCCGUCUUCUUCGCUGUUUUCUACAUCCAUCUUUUCAGAAUUAGCAUCUAUUUUUGAUGAACAUCUCAAUCAAAGAAAUGGAACAGAAUCAAAAUGUAUAGAAUCGAAUCAAUUAAUGAAUGAUGGCUCAAUAGAAUCGCAUUCAGCACAAAUCAAAUCUUCAAAUUCUUUCACGAUUGAUGAUGAAAAACUGAUGUAUCGCUCAUCAACAUCAAAUCAGAGAUUUUUCGAUGAUGAUCCUAAUAAUAAAAACCGUCAUUUUCAUCAUCAUCAAUCGUUUAAUGAUGUGGCAAUAUAUGGUCGUGAUUCACCAUCACGUCGAAUUACAUCACCCAAUCUAUUGGUGGGUGGUGCAUCAUCUUCAAAUAUUCUAACUCAUGAUGACCAUUUAUCCCUUGGAAUGAUGAUGAUGAUGAGUACAUCGCUCAAUUCGAAGUCUAAUUUUGAUAAUGUUAUUGUGAACAAUAACAAUGAUUCUGUAAUCAUUUCGUCAUCUAAUUAUUCUAUUUCAUCUGCUGCAUCUUCCACAACCAAUAUGAACAAGACUUCCGGGAUCCAGCCGCCUACUAAGCCGCCAAGAAAAACUAUUGAUGCUAAGAAAAUUUCAAAGGCGAAAUCUGUUGAUCAAUGUUCAGUUUCUACAAAAGUCAAAUUGUCAACUUUAGUUGAUCAAAAUGAUAAUUCAAAAGUAUCUUUAGGAAUGACCAGACUAGAUAGUGAUGAAAAACGACAACCACCAUCUUCGACUACUAUAAAGACCAAUCAAACCGAAUCUCGAUUAUCGGAUUUGGUUGAUUCAAGUGAUCAUAGUACUUCACAGGAUAUGAACAGUGUUAUUAGCAAAAAUGAAAAUAAUCAAACCAAAAGCAAGAAAACAAAAAAACCUCAAACAAUCGUUUCAAAAUUAAAAGACAAUGAUGAAGUACAUAUUGAUUCAUCGUUGUUAUCAUCGGCGACACACCAUUCCAUUGAUGAUUUUUAUCUACUUUAUGAUCAGGCUGCACGUGAAGAAUAUGAAAAAGAGAAAUCUAACAAUCAUCAACAAGAUCAUCGAUCGUCGGUAAACUAUCAAUGUUGGAAACAGCAGACCCCGCAACAACAACGUUUGCAAUCGUCAUCGCAACUACUAAAAUCGAAAGCAGAAGUAAAUGAGCAACAAAUCCUAACCAAUGUGAAUAAACCGAUUGUGAGCAAUUCUAAUCGCGAGACUGAUAACAUUUUAAUGCCGAAAAAUGAUCCGCCAAGUCCAAAUAGUGCCGAAACCGAAAUCAUUCAUGCGAUGGAACCGUUACGACAGCAAUUUUAUGACGAUCAUAACAUUACAAUUUUGAAGACAAAUGGCCAUUAUUCCGUUUCCGCUGAACCGAAACGAACGAAACGAAGAAAAAAAGCUGUUUCAAUUUUAACAAAAAAUUGUCACCAUUAUCAAGAUUGUCGUGAUAAUUGGACAUUAACUGAUCCGGAUAAUAACGAACAAAUCAAUGAGAAUAAUAUGGAGAAGCAUGAAAAUAAUAAAAAAUCAAUUGGAAUACUUGUUCAAUUGGGAAAUGUGGACAAGAAUGCUAAAUUAAUUACAAGAUGUGGAGUGGAAGGACAUGCUCGUAAUCGUCAUCAUCGAAAUCCUAAUAAACGACAACAACAACGAUCGGAACAGCAACCCAAUUUAUCUACACAACCGUCAGAACAAAAGCGUAAAAAUAAUGAACAGCCUCAAUCAACUGAUUAUUAUAGCGCAUUUUGUGAGACAUUAAAAUUUGAUAAAAAAGGUGAAAAAGAAAAUCCAUUUGCCGGAUUAUGUCGAGGAGGAUUGACGCCGGCUAAAUCCAUUGGAAAUAACCGAAACGUAACGGUACAACCAGCGCCAUCAUCAUCAAACGGAACAAUGGAAAAGAAAAAGAAAACAGUUGAAUUGAGUGAAGCGAGAAAAUCGCUUCGCAAACAAAGAUCUAUCCUGAGUGGUCGUGCUGAAUCCUUGACCAAACUGAACAAUGGCAAAUUUUCCGUUCAUAAUCACACCGGUAAUGAUGACAAUCAUGAAGAAAAGAAAAAAACGAAAUCAAUUGAUCAAAGAUCAUCAACAACAAUGACUGGUGCAAUGAUAACACAGCCGAAUAAUAUUUAUGCAACUUUACGAAAGAAAAAGAAAAGUAAAAGUCUUAAUGGAGACCAUCAAUUGACAGUGAUUGACAUAGAUGGAGGUCAUCAACAAAACAGUGAUGGUCUCCAUUCAACCGAUACAAAAGAUCGAUUAUUGAACAAUAAAACUAGCAUUCUUCAGGAUCAAAGUCAACAAAUUUUCCUUUGGCUCAAAGAGAUUGACAUGCAACAAUAUAAAGAUAUUUUAAUUCAAAACGGUUACGAUGAUCUGGAUUUUAUGGAUAAUAACGUCAUGGAUGAUAAUGAUCUGAUUGAAAUCGGCAUAAUUCAAGCAUUGCACCGAGACGCCAUUCUUCGCGCCGCUCAAUUAUUACCCUAUAGGACACCUAAGUUGACACGUGAUCAAAUACAACAGUUAUCAAUUGCAGAAUGGCUUGCGUUCAUUCAUCUAAAGCAAUAUGUCGAUAUAUUUCAUAAUAAUGGCCUUACAGAAUUAAGGAAAAUUCGCAACAUUUGGGAAGUAGAAUUGGAAACAAUGUUGGAGAUUGAUAAAUGUGGUCAUCGUAGACGAAUCCUCUAUUCAUUAUCCGAUUUUAAUCAACGUGAUUCAAUGAUCGUGUCGGAUAAUAGUGAUGCUCUUUCGCCAUGGCUAUCCACGGAUAAUGCUAGUACGUGCACGAAUCUUGAACGCGAACGAGAUCGAACAACGGAACAACAACAAAAUCCGUCAACAACAUCGUGGAAAGGCUGGAAACAUGCUCGUCAUGAAUUAAUUAAUGGAGAAUGCCAAUAUUUAGUGAAUUAUUUAGGAUCAACAUUAGUCCGCGAAUUACGCGGAAUCGAUUCGACACGAGCAUCAAUUGGAAAAUUGAAAUCAGCAACAGCCACUUCGAAUGAGAAAAUACUGAAAAUUUUACUAUCGAUUUCAUGCCAGGGAGUACAGUUUAAGGACUCAAAAUCAAAUAGAUUAAUAUGUGAGCACGAAAUCCGUAACAUUCAUUGCAUUUGUCAAGAUAGUGAAGAUUUAAAUUAUUUUGCUUACAUUACAAAAGAUUUUGAAACAAACAAUCACUAUUGUCACGUAUUCAUGUCAACACAAACGGAUCUAGUCACGGAAAUAAUUCUUACCUUAGGGCAAGCAUUCGAGAUUGCCUAUCAAAUUGUUUUGGAGCAAUAUAAUAUACAUGUUAAACAGCAAACAACGACAAUUUCAGCCACAAAUCAAGCAUCGCUGAUAGCAAAAGAACAUGGAAAUUUAUCCUCUUCAUCAUCUGGAACACAAAAUCAGGGUGAUCAAAAUAAUAAUUUACAUUCAACAUUUGUUAAAUUGAACCAGCCACAAAAAUCAGAUGAACAACGAUCAUCAUCUGUAAAUGAUUCAAUACAAGAACAUUGCAAAGUUGUUCAACAAUCAUUGAAUGAUGAUGUAUCAAUUACUGAAAAACCUAUUGAACAAGAAUUUAGACUAUUAUCAACACCAAUGUUACCUACAUCAAUGCAUAUUGAAAAGGAUCAAAUUGAAGCAAAUUCCAAACCGAUCAUGUCUAAGGUAGAAAACUAUACGAAUGGAACUGAAGAAUUAUAUGCUGUUGUGGAUAAAAGUCGAAAAACCAAAUCUAAAUCAUUGCAGCAGCAACCCAAAAUCAUUAACGAACAAAAACAAAUGAAUGAAAGUGAAAAAGAAAAUCGACCUGUUCCUCCAAUUCGUUCAUCAUCUACUGCAUCUUCCAAUUCAAGUACUGGAACACGUCCAGAUUCCAAACAACAACAACAAUCACAACCGAAACCAAAACCACCGGUUCGUGUUCAAUCAAUGCAGAAUCAACAAAAACCAGAAGUUUCACCUAAGCCAAAAAAUUUGAUAAAUAAAUCCAACACUGUUACAUCAUCGUCGAUGAAUUCCAAACCUGUACUGGCAAGAUAUCAGCCGCAAUUGUUUUCAUUUCAACAACCACAUCCAAAUCAAUCGAAUCAUUCCGAAUCAUUAUCGCCUAUGACAAAUUCAUUGCCAUCACAAGUAUCACAAGUAUCCACAUUCAUCAAUCACAAUCAAAUGAUUGAUCGAAAAUUUUGAUCUCAUAUAAUUCUUCAAAUUCUUAGAAUGUCCAUUUUUAUUCUAGUUUUUUCCAAAGCGAAUCAAAGCUCAUUAUUUUAUUUUUUGUCGAAUGAGGACAUGAUAAUUCUCUAUUGUUAAGUUUGCCUUUUACUUUUUAUUUGUUAUAAUUUUCAACAAAUAUCUGUUGUUUGUU
Molecule: messenger RNA, 5804 nt
Organism: Dermatophagoides pteronyssinus (European house dust mite)
Lineage: Eukaryota; Metazoa; Arthropoda; Arachnida; Sarcoptiformes; Pyroglyphidae
Cellular component (GO): cytosol
Molecular function (GO): protein binding
Source: RefSeq, a predicted model, not a curated record